AAUGCCAACAACAACAACAAUCAACACAUUUACAGUCAGCUGAGCAAAUCCAGCAAUGAACUGCGACGCGCUAGUCCGAAUGAAUAUAUCAACAGCAACAACAACAACAACAAUAGCAGCAAUGAGCAUCUAUGCGAUAUUUAUGUCAAUAGCAACAUUAGCAGCAACAACAACAACAACAACAACAAUAAUAACUCACCAGAGCUGUACAAGCAAACGCCCACGAUUUCAUCAAAUGGUGCCCUGGUGCCACCGCCUUAUCGUGAUCCUCCGCCACCUCGCAACAGUCCCAUGUGCCAGAUGCCACGCUUGCCACCCAGCAGCAGCGCUGCUGAGACCAUAUCCAAUGCAUCCUCUACAACAAAUCCAUUUCUCAGCGACUACGAGGCGCACAGCAACAACAACAACAAUAAUAACAAUGCGAGUAAUCAGUGCAUGGAUGAGGGCGAGAGCAUGUUUCAGGCCACGCAAUAUAAUGAUCUGUUGCAGUUAAUCAAGUUUCAGCGCGAGAAAAUUACCGCACAGCAAUUGGAGCUGCAAAAGUUUGAUUCGGAAAUCGUUUUUCUGGAGAGCAGAGAGCGUGAUCAUGCGAUUGAAUUGGAAGUCAUAUCAAGAGAAAUAUCUAAAGCGGAUCAAAUAUUUCGUCAAGGCAGCGAACAGUUGCAAACACUGCAAUAUGUUGAGGAAGAGAACGAACUGGUCAAGCAGCAGGAGAAGACACUUAAGUCAGAAAUCGCAUUGCUACGCUCCAAGCUGGCCAAUUGUGAGACGGAACUGCUGCAGUGCAAGAACAAAAUGCGUUUGCUGAUGGACGACAUUGAGCUGGAGCAGCAGCAGCAGAACAACAGACAAACUGUGGAACGUGACUUCCUUAUGGAAAUGGAGCGCAUACAAAGUGAUAUUGAUCAGGCACUGCACAACACAGACACAUCGAACAAAACGGCUGAUAAUCUCAAAAAGGAAUUGCUAAUGAUAGAGCAUGCCAUUGCCGACAAGAAGCGACAGGUGGAGCAGCUUGUCAACGAAAUGAAGGAGGUAAAUCUACAAAGCCUGACCGUAACCACCACCGAGGAGAUCAAGCAUCUGCUUGAAGGACCCAACAAACAGGGCAGUAGUCGUCGCAUUAUCGGCUCACCGCGACAGUUGGAGACGGCAGUGCCCACCAGCAAGAACCCUCACGGCGUUUGGGUUUAAGCGACAGCAUAAACAUUGAAAUGCAACGAAAUAUUUUUAACACUCAAACAAUUUGGGG
This is a messenger RNA of Drosophila arizonae, 1252 nucleotides long. RefSeq names its product ras association domain-containing protein 8 (gene RASSF8). Gene Ontology annotation, biological process: signal transduction. NCBI's taxonomy places the organism in Eukaryota, Metazoa, Arthropoda, Insecta, Diptera, Drosophilidae. The record is from RefSeq and is a predicted model, not a curated record.